UCAACAUUGGGACCACCAGCGCAGCAUUGUUCAAAACAAAACGUCGUUGCCCAAAUAAUAAGCAUUGAUAUAAACAGGAUUAGCAAUGUGCCCUGUCAGUAGCUAUUGAACCUAGCAGCCGGUAACCCGUCAAAAUACAUGUGAACUAUGUAUCGGAUAAUAUUAUUACUUCUAUUCGUGGCUCGUGUUAAGACAGAACCUAAAACGUUUCAACGCGAGUACUAUAUCUCCAGGCAGUCAAGGGACAACGCGGCGCCGAUGCAAACAGGAUAUGUGAUGAGUCGGAUGGACGAUAAACCUCCUACAUACCAAUCUUUGGGUAAUCCUAGUGCUACGUUUGGUGAAUCAGUGAAAACACAUAGUGACAUUAUUAGUAAACACACUACCCCUAAGAGCGAUUUAGAAGAUAACUACAUGAAAUCCUUGAUAAAGUUUACCGAUAUGUCAAUAAUGCGUAAGGAUCCCUUUAAAUUUUCUAGUGUUGGAAAUAUGGCUUUUACAGCUACAGAAAGUAUUAUGCCGUUCACGAAAGCAUGGGAUAAGCAUUCGUUGAAUUAUGAAAUCGCAAAGGCAAAAUCGAAAUACGGUCUCAAUCCUUCAUUAUCGAUUAAGGCAGAAGGAGAAUUUAUGAAGGAUAGAGUGACGAAUUUAGAGCGAUACAGUGCGACAGAACCAAGUGUAGAUGUUAAGCCGAUGUACGACUUUAAUAGAGAAUUCCACAUAGACGACGAUGAUGUUAAGACUCUAUCAGGACAUACUUUGGAAUGGUGGCCAUUUUUCCUACACAGCCCAUAUGAAUAUGAGAGUAUAAAGAUGGACUCGCAAAUAGAGAAAGCUAAAGAAAAGCGAUACGCCAUAGAAUCAGCAGAAAGAGUAAUACCUGUUCACGAACAUCAGGAGGAUUAUUCGCACGAGUAUAGUCCACCUCAUUACGACAGUACAAUGACUGGUCUAAGUGAGCAGCCAGACGCAGGAGACAGUGGAUACAUUUCUUAUACUAUUAAGGACUUUGGUAGUAAUUAUGAAAGCGAUCCAUUGGAGCUCUCCUGGGGAAAUGCUUUUGACACAAAUGACGACAUACAGAACAGCGGCAAAAGAAACAGACGUCUGGACGAACACAGUCAUUUUAAUAACCAUAACAGCGGUACCAACGUUGAGGCAUCUAAUAAAGCAGCAUUAGGAGACUCAAGCACUGAGAAAACCUAUGAAAAGAAACAUGAAUUUAAUAAACAUGAAAGCGGUGAUUCUAAAAAUCACGACCACAAUACUAAUCGCGCGGUAGCCGAGAACAAUGAAUCUGCUUACAAAGACAUUGUAGAUCAAUUUGCAAAUAGAUACGGCGGUGAAGAUCAUAAAAGACAUUCCAGCUUCGUUCUAAAAAAAAAUAGUGAUAACGGUGAAAAAAGGAAAGGCUUUCGAAAAGUGUAUCAUAAGGACGAAUAUCAAGAAGAGAAUGAGUUCUUUGAUAAUACUAAGAACAGUGCUAAUGCUGAAGACAGUGGAAGUUCUAUUUCUAAUUUAGGUGGUUCAGUAGCAGCUAUACACUCCCACGUUGCAGCGGCUGCUGGAAAUAAAGCCAACGCUUUUACUGACGUUGAAAAUUCAAAGAAAAAUGCCUUUGAAAACAAUCAUAAGGGCCACGACGCGAAAAAAGGAUUAGAACGUGAUUCAAAUCGCUACAAAGACAUCUCACAAAUUAGUGCCGAUAGAGACUACACUUAUUAUUAUCCCUAAGA
Cydia fagiglandana is the source of this 1736-nucleotide messenger RNA. RefSeq lists its product as uncharacterized. The transcript has a single exon. Bases 148 to 1734 code for a protein of 528 amino acids. The record is from RefSeq and is a predicted model, not a curated record. NCBI's taxonomy places the organism in Eukaryota, Metazoa, Arthropoda, Insecta, Lepidoptera, Tortricidae.